CACGCCUUCACAGCUCGAAACCACUGCUGAGCAGCUGUUGAUAGUGGUUUGAACUGCGCGAAAAGUGGGUUGGAAGGAUUCUUUUGAACAGUGCAUGGUGAGGUCGAGAUAGUCGUUGAUUCGCAAAGUGUUAAUGGAGAGCGAGAUUAAUUGAGCGUUUUAUGGUCAUUGUGAUCGCAGAUGUUCUGUUCACUGCUGAACAAUAUGGAAUGAUUUUCUGGUUAAUUAACGCUUUGAGGACCGGAUAUGGUUCAUCUGAAAAUGAAUAAAGAUUCGAAGUACUUAUCCUGUCAGAAAAGUGCAUGUAACUUUAAUCAAUUUGUUACAAAAAAUAGGAGAAAAGGAAUCAGUGUUUGUUGAUUAAAAAAGGCGGGCAAAAUUCUUUCUGAAUUAUGCGAUCAGAAACGGUCAGUCCAAGUUAUCUUCCUCUGGUCCCUGUUUCAUUAUUUAACUAUGAAGUGUCAUGGCAUCUCAACUGUGUUUUAGUCUCUCCGGAGCACUCUGACCUUAUAGGUUACAAUAUGUUUGCCACCAAACAGGGUAUGGUUUCCUGGAGUGCGCGGAAGCUUAGACCAACUAAAAGAUUUGUUUCUGUUUAUGUAUUUUGUUCGCUCUGGAAACGGUUUUCAUACCGUAUACUCUUUGAGUUACGAAUUGACAAAGGUGUUUCAAUUUCUGUUGCUUGUGCAAAUGAAGGGAUACCAUAAAAUUUGCAACGUCGAAAUACGUAUUAAAUCAAAACAGAUUCACAUAACGUUUGAUAAACUGCGUAAAACAGUCUGCACUUUCGCAAUCAUACGAAAUUUCAUAAUGUGAUAGUAUGAUCGUUCUUACAUGAAACAGUUAGACAUUGCCAGGUUACUAAGGGAUAGGUUUUCAAAAUGGUGGUCAACACGGAGAUUCUUCUUCAAGCUUGGAGGGAAAGAUGGUCUCCAUUACGGUGGCUAGUAGAAGUGAAAAAGCUGGCUGGGAAAGAUAACGAAGAACUUCAGGACUUGGCAGAAUGCCUUGUUCAACAAGCUACAUUUGGCAGUACACCAAGCACUUUGAUAUUAUCGUAUCUUAACCAUGGGAUUUCCACUAAGGUCAUUUCAUGUUCAUCAGCUUUGACAGCAGUUCAUCAGUUUCAGAAUAUUAUAAAACACAAGUGCUUAUCAGCUCUUCUUGAUCUCCUGCUUAGUUUCAUUCCAACCAUAAGUGGUCCAGAUAGUGAUGAGGAAUGUCUGAGGCUAGCAGUUUCUUUCAUCAAAAUUUUGUAUUGGCUUCUUAUUGUUUCUACAAGGUUACUCAAGUUAUGUAUAGAGUCUCUACGUCUGUCUGGAGGUAUCAAUCUCCCAUUUCACUCGGCUAAUAUUGGAAAAUGCCACAGAGCAUUUGGACAGCUCAUAGGUUCAUCAUCUUACAGAGCUAUGGUUAUUGUGGGAAAGAUGGAGGAUCAAGUCACAGCACUGGAAUUAGACAGACAGUUGCAGGCACAUCUGAAAGACCUUUUGAUGACCCAACCUGAUGGAGUAGUUCCUGAGGUACAGCUCUACAUCAAAGAACUCAUGGUUAAUUUUAGCAGAUUUCAGAGCUUGAAUUCUUCAUCAGGGAGUGGUGACAUCAGUCCGGGGCAUGUUCCUAACAUGCCUAUCCAGAUAAUUACUCAGUUCCAGGUCGUAGUGAGUCCUUUUUAUACUCCACAUCAAGUUGCUGAUGUGAUGGAAAGCACUAUGCAUACUCAGAAUGUUGCUAGGCAUCAGCUAUACUUGGAAUUUCUGAGAUCAGCCUUAGUUGGCCUGCUAGGAGCUCCUGAGAAAUCAAUGGAAAUGAUACUGUGGACAGGGUUUUUAUUCCUGAAGGUCCCCAUGGUGAUUCGCCUGUUGGAGUCUAGAUCUCAGCCUCCCAUUCAACUUCAGCCCAGUCCUGUGGAACACUCUGCUGCACAUACUGCCUUUCAACAACUGCUACAGUUUGCUCCCUUGCUGGAUGAUGCUGACAAGAAGUGCAGAUGUAACUGUUACAAAGAAUUAAUCCUGCAGUACUGCAAAGACCUCAAUCAACAGGUGGUUGAUAGGAUUGGACAGCUCAUCUCUCAAAGACUCUUGUCAGAUGAAGUACAACACUUGUUAAGUAUUCAAGCAUCUUAUAAUCAUCCAGCCCAGCAGGUCCAAGAUGAAGAAAGCAAAAUAAUGGAAAUAAUCAUGGCUUUGGAAUCUGAUCUUAGCAGCAGAGAUGAGAAAUUCCUUAACCCUCUGUUAAAUGUGGAGAAAUUUAGAUGGAUGACGGUUGCUGCAGCAAGUGUGGGAAAACUUCCAAACCUUAUAAACGGCCUUGUCAAAGUUACAGAACAAACUCUUCGCCCUGCUACAGAAAAAGAGGACGUUAAAAAAGGAAGCAUCAGAGGGGAGCUAUUUAACACGUCUUUUUUGUUAUUGUGUCAUAUUGGACAAGUGUAUGGCUCGAAGGUUAUAUCUGAAGUUGCUAAGAAUCGAUCACCGACUCCGUUUGUGGUUCAGUGGAUUUUACGUCACAUACCGGACAUUGACAAGUGGAGAUCGUUUAUACCUGAUACACAACACACACCCAAUCACGCAGCCGUCAACGAGUUGCUGAAUCAGUUCUUUAGCAAUUCAGCCUUCCCUGCAAGUCAAGCUAAUUGGGAUGAACAUUGUACGAAUGUAUCCAGUGCCUUGCAUCACGUGUUAAACGCGUCGCAGUGGGAAUCAAAAGCAGUACCUUCCGAUCAUCUACAGAAAUUGUGCGAACUCCUCAAGUACGAGGCACCCGCAUUGGCGGUUUGUGCUUGUUCGUGGAGCUGUGGACACAUUUACACCUUAACCGCGGAGGAAAGAAAGCAUCCUAUGCGGCUAGUUGGACUCCUUGUAAAGCCUGUGAAUCCAAGAGGAUUUUCCCAGGGAUUUGUGGACAGGUGCGCGAUGUUGUGUGAAGUUAUGAAGACGAUGUCAUCCAGUAUUGAGGGUAAAGACAACACGUGGGACAUUGACAAUCCGAUAUGUAAAGGCGAGCCUGUGUCAAAGACCCUUGCAUCAUUGUUCACAAGCGUUGUCAAAGCACGGCAGCUGAGCAGUAAGACACUUAAACGGUUCAGACAUAUGUUAAUCAUGGGAGGAAAUGAAUGGUUUAUUUACUGUAUAAUCCAGGAGGUGUUAAAGUGCAGCCGACAUCGAGACAUCCUAAUGGCAGCGGACUUGGCGAGUUGUCUUUUAACAUUUGACUCCGAGAACCUUGUACCUUGCUUUCUUGAAAAAGUUCUACCACUGGUUAUGAAUCACGUAGAAGCUGAAACAAUGUUAGAAGACCCAAAGGGUUGGGCCAUUGCUCGGCUCAUGGCACACGCUGUGUGUUUGGGAAUGACCAUAGAACAUACGCGGUCGAAAGGAGAUUUAACUGAUGGCGAAAUCACACGUCCGGCUAAAAUACAGAGGCUGGACAGUUUUCCCUCUCUCUACAAUUCCACGUCUUCAUCGCGCGUUCAACAGACUCUUGUUCACCUUUGUGAGGAUUUUAUUGCCACCAUUAAAACCACCGAGGUUGGACCGGUUCCAGCUCUGUUGGUGUCUUUCCUUCAACAAGCUGUCGCCAGUAUUGGAACCAUCGUUGGGCCACUAUCGGCUUGUCUUCCUGAAGAUUUGGUGAAGGAAAUAUUGGAGUUAUCACCCAGUCUGCAAAACACACCUGAUGUACUUUUGGGUUUGUGUAACAUGAAGACAACAGAAGGUCGACAGUUGUGUGCCAAGGCUUUGUGUAGUAGUAUUUGAAGAAAAAUUCGCCCAAGGGAUUGGAGAGAGUCCUGUGGCAUUGAUGGUGCUAAGGUUUGUUUGCGUAAUUGACUUAAACAGAAGUCAAGAGAAGCAGUGGAAAUUGUUGACGCGAAAGCUGUCAGCUGAUGCGCGUUCCCCCCGGAAACAGAAACUCUGCAUGGGAUACAACGAUUUCAAGGAAACAGAUCGAAAUUUUGAAGGCAAAAAACAACACAUACACAAAAACAACAACCACAACAAGACUGAGCAGCAAAAGUGAAAGUUUAUUUCAAAGAAGUAGAGUGUGGGAAGAGAGAAAUUGAAAACAACACCUCUAGGUACAAGGGUCGGAAGAGAGAGGACUGAAAACGAGACCUCAAACUACCAGGGUCGGAAGUGAUAGGACUGAAAACCAGGGCUGGGAAAGGUCUGACAAAUAGGCCAACUCUCAGUUACUCCAAAGUGUCCAUUUCAGAACGGGAUGAGAGGGGAGCCAUCGAUAUAAAAAUGAUUUCUUAUCUCAUACAAAUUAAACUCAUUUCGCAAAUUAGGUCGUGGUUAUUCAUCGUGUUAAAUAACACUUAAAAGGGAAAUGUAAUCAUUUGUCGCACGAUGUGAGACAUUUAACUUCUGUCGUGUUUUGGAUUUACUAUUUAUUCUAUCGUUUACGUUCAUUGCUCGCGUUGCAGAAAUCAGGAAAAAUGAGAACUAGAGAUUGUAAAUACAUAUAUACAUUUUUAAAUGAUAUCUUUGUACAAGAGAAGUAAAAUAUGAAGAUAA
Stylophora pistillata is the source of this 4523-nucleotide messenger RNA. RefSeq names its product mediator of RNA polymerase II transcription subunit 24. Lineage: Eukaryota; Metazoa; Cnidaria; Anthozoa; Scleractinia; Pocilloporidae. Gene Ontology annotation, molecular function: transcription coregulator activity. Gene Ontology annotation, biological process: positive regulation of transcription initiation by RNA polymerase II. The record is from RefSeq and is a predicted model, not a curated record. Gene Ontology annotation, cellular component: mediator complex.